AUGGAUCUGAAGGACCGGAGGCACCGCUCCCUGACCAGGGGUCGCUGCCCCAAAGACUCCCAGUACAACACCUCCUCCUUGGACGCGGACGAGUGCCGCGUGCCCACCCAGAAGUCCUACAGCUCCAGCGAGACCCUCAAGGCCUUCGACCACGAGCAGAGGCUGCACUAUGGAGGCUGCGUGACUGACCUGGUGCACCAUGAGGCUGAUGAGUACUCCAGGCAAGGGGGUAACUUCACCCUGGCCGAGCUGGGAGUGUGCGAACCGACUCCCCCUCCGCAUCCCGCUGCCGUUCCCUAUUGCCCCGACCUGGGCCUCCUCCAGAGGGGGUACUCCCUCAGCGCCGGCUCCGAUGCCGACUCGGACCCCGAGGGGCCGCUGUCUCCGGAGCGAGCCAUCCAGCUGUGGGCCGGACGAGGGGGGGUGAAGUCCCGUCGCAGCUCGGGAGUGUCCAGCCGCGAUAACUCAGCCCUCACCCUCACCGACUCUGAGAAUGACAACAAGUCUGACGACGAGUCAGGUAGGAGGAAGUGUGGUCAGGCUUGUAGCGUUCGUGCCCAGGCCUCUAGCACUCAGAACAUACAGAGUGCACCUGAAAACACCUACACAUUCAGACCUUUGCCUCCUCCUCCUCCUCCUCCUUGUGCUUGCUCAUGCGUCCGGAAGCCACCUCAAUCUGCCAACAGCCUGAACAGAAACACCCUGAGAGGGGGACGAAACCCCAUCCACGCCCCGGCUCCCGGCACUGGAGAUGGUCCGACCACCCCCGAGUCAGUCCAGCUACAAGACAGCUGGGUGCUCAACAGUAACGUCCCGCUGGAGACCAGGCACUUCUUGUUCAAGACGUCGUCAGGGACCACUCCCCUCUUCAGUAGCUCCUCCCCCGGUUACCCUCUGACCUCGGGAACGGUGUACUCUCCGCCUCCUCGCCUGCUACCCAGAAACACCUUCUCCCGCUCAGCCUUCAAGCUAAAGAAGCCGUCCAAGUACUGCAGCUGGAAAUGCGCCGCAGUGACAGCCAUCGCAGCCGCUGCUCUGCUGGCCAUCCUACUGUCCUACUUCAUUGCGAUCAACUUGCUGGGUUUGACGUGGCAGUUGAAGCCAUCCGACGGCCCCGUGCUCAACAACGGCCUGGGAGCUGGUCUGCCUGUCAACAGCGAUGUGGCCACACUGCCCUCUGGAGGCCGAGUUUCUUUUCCCCUCGCUCCAGGUCCGUGGGCCGGCCGGAACAGCAGUAUAGACACCGGCAACCUGGAGGUGGGGAGGCGGGUGACCCAAGAAGUCCCUCCGGGAGUGUUCUGGAGGUCCCUGCUUCACCUCAGCCAACCCCAAUUCCUCAAGUUCAACAUCUCCCUCGGCAAGGAUGCCCUAUUCGGAGUGUACAUCCGCAAGGGCCUGCCUCCCUCGCACGCACAGUACGACUAUAUGGAGCGUCUCGAUGGGAAGGAGAAAUGGAGCGUGGUGGAGUCUCCGCGGGAGAGGAGGAGCAUCCAGACCGUGGUCCUCAAUGAGGCGGUGUUUGUCCAGUACCUGGACGCCGGUGCCUGGCACUUGGCCUUCUACAAUGACGGUCGGGAGAGAGAGACGGUUUCCUUCAGCACAAAUGUCAUGGAUUCAGUGCAAGAGUGCCCGCGCAAUUGCCAUGGUAACGGCGAGUGUAAUUCUGGUGUGUGCCACUGCUUCCCAGGAUUCCAUGGCAUGGACUGCUCCAAAGCGGCAUGCCCGGUGCUGUGCAGCGGCAACGGCCAAUACGACAAGGGCUCCUGUGUGUGUUACAGCGGUUGGAAAGGACCCGAGUGCGACGUCCCCGUCACGCAGUGCAUAGACCCUCUUUGCAGCGGCCACGGCACCUGCACUGAUGGAAACUGCGUGUGCUCCAUCGGCUACAAAGGGCAGAACUGUGCAGAGGUGGAUUGCCUGGAUCCGACGUGCUCCAACAACGGCAUCUGUGUGAAUGGGGAGUGCCACUGUAAGCCAGGCUGGGGAGGGCUCCACUGCGAGCUGCCCAGGGCCCAGUGCCCAGACCAGUGCCACGGCCACGGCGCCUUCAUACCAGACACUGGGCUGUGCAGCUGUGACCCCAACUGGAUGGGACCCGACUGCUCCAUGGAGGUCUGCUCGGUCGACUGUGGAACCCACGGAGUGUGCAUGGGCGGAGCCUGCCGCUGCGAGGAGGGCUGGACCGGCGCCGGCUGCGACCAGCGUGUGUGCAACCCGCUCUGCAUCAAACAUGGUACCUGCAAGGACGGGAAAUGCCAAUGUCACCAGGGCUGGAACGGAGAGCACUGCACCAUCGCUCAUAUCUGUCUGUCUAUUCGGUAUGGCUGUCCUAACUUGUGCAACGGGAACGGCCAGUGCACCAUGGGCCAGCAGAGUUGGCAUUGCGAAUGCCAGACAGGAUGGAGGGGCCCCGGCUGCAGUGUUGCCAUGGAGACCUCCUGCGCCGACAACAAGGACAACGAAGGAGAUGGACUGACAGACUGCAUGGACCCAGACUGCUGCAUUCAGAGUCCCUGCCAGAACAGCCCCCUGUGCAGGGGCUCCCGGGACCCUCUGCAAGUCAUCCAGCAGAGCCCGACGUCCCAGCCCCGAGUCCGGUCCUUCUACGACCGCGUCAAGAUGCUUGUGGGACGAGACAGCACCCACAUCAUCCCCGGGGAAAGCCCGUUCAACUCCAGCUUGGCAUCUCUAAUCCGGGGUCAGGUGUUGACUACAGAUGGAACCCCUCUGGUGGGGGUGAACGUGUCUUUUGUCAACUAUCCACACUACGGAUACACGCUGACACGGCAGGAUGGAAUGUUUGACCUGAUAGCUAAUGGUGGUGCAUCACUGACUCUGCGGUUCGAGCGUGCCCCCUUCCUGAGCCAGGAGCGCACCGUGUGGCUGCCCUGGAGCCAGUUUUAUGCUAUGGACACUCUGGUGCUUAAGACAGAGGAGAACACGAUCCCAGGCUGUGACCUGAGCGGCUUCGUCAGGCCUGACCCUCUUGUGAUUGCAUCCCCUCUCUCCUCCUUCUUCAGCUCCAAGCCAGGGGAGAAACCCAUCAUACCGGAGACACAGGUGCUGCAUGAGCAGAUCGAGGUGCCCGGCACAAGUUUAAAGCUGUGCUACCUAAGUUCCAGGACCCAGGGUUACCGCUCCCUGCUCAAGGUGACCAUGACCCCAGCGGUGGUGUCCAUGGGCCUGCUGAAGGUUCACCUGAUGGUAGCAGUGGAAGGCCACCUCUUCCAGAAGUGGUUCCAUGCCUCACCCAACUUGGCCUACACUUACAUCUGGGAUAAAACAGAUGCGUACGGGCAGAGAGUCUUCGGUCUUUCUGAAGCUGUUGUGUCCGUGGGCUACGAGUACGAGUCGUGUGCCAGCCUCAUCCUCUGGGAGAAGAGGACCGCCAUCCUGCAAGGCUACGAGCUGGAUCCCACCAGUCUGGGCGGCUGGUCACUCAACAAGCACCACAUACUCAACACACGCAGUGGCAUCCUUCACAAAGGCAGCGGUGAGAACAUCUUUGUGACGGAGCAGCCCCCGGUAAUCACCAGCAUCAUGGGAAACGGCCGCAGGCGCAGCAUCUCGUGCCCCAGCUGCAACGGCCUGGCGGACGGCAACAAGCUGCUGGCGCCGGUUGCCUUGGCAAUGGGCAUCGACGGCAGCCUCUACGUCGGGGAUCUCAACUUUGUGCGCCGGGUGUACCCGUCUAUGAACACUACUGGCAUCCUGGAAUUGAGGAACAAAGACUUCAGACACAGUAAUAACCCCACCCAUAAGUACUUCCUGGCAGUGGAUCCAGUGUCUGGAGCGUUGUUCAUCUCAGACACCAACUCCCGACGAAUUUACCGUGUUCGCUCAUUAACUGGUGGCCGGCUGCUGUCGGACAACGCCGAGGUGGUGGCGGGGACGGGGGAGCAGUGCCUCCCCUUUGACGAACGCUGCGGCGACGGUGGCAAAGCUACUGAAGCCACACUUAUGAGCCCCAAAGGUAUCGCAGUGGAUAAAAACGGGCUGAUGUAUUUCGUGGAUGCCACCAUGAUCCGCAAGGUGGACCAGAAUGGGAUCAUCUCCACUCUGCUGGGGGCCAACGAUCUGACCGCCGUGCGGCCACUGAGCUGUGACUCCAGCAUGGACGUCAGCCAGGUGCGUCUUGAGUGGCCCACAGACUUAGCAGUGAACCCCAUGGACAACUCCCUCUAUGUUCUGGAAAACAAUGUCAUCUUACGCAUCACUGAGAACCACCAGGUGAGCAUCAUAGCAGGUCGACCGAUGCACUGCCAGGUGCCGGGGAUCGACUACAGCCUCAGUAAGCUGGCCAUACAUGCAGCCCUGGAGAGCGCCACCGCCAUCGCCCUGUCCCACACCGGCAUCCUCUACAUCGCUGAGACGGAUGAGAAAAAGAUAAACCGAGUCCGACAGGUGAGCACAAAUGGAGAAAUCUCCCUCCUGGCUGGCGCUGCCUCCGACUGCGACUGCAAGAACGACGUCAACUGCAACUGCUUUUACGGCGAUGACGGCUACGCCCCUGACGCCGGCCUGAACUCUCCCACGUCUCUGGCUGUGUCCCCCGAUGGGACGCUGUUCAUCGCCGAUCUCAACAACAUCCGCAUCAGAGCCGUGCGGGCAAACCGGCCCGGACCUGCCCUCUCCAGCGUCGGGUACGGGGGAUCUGCGCAGUACGAAGUUGCGUCGCCAAGAGAGCAGGAGCUGUAUGUGUUCAACGGGGAAGGGCUUCACAUCCAGACAAUCAGCCUAGUGACCGGGGAGCCGCUUUUCAACUUCACCUACGGUCCUGACGGCGAGCUGGCCAUGCUGGUGGAUAACUGCAACAAUACUGUCAAGGUGAGGAGGGACGGCCUGGGCCAGGGAGGAGGAGCCGGCCUGCUCAGGCUGGUGCUGCUGCCCGAGAAUCAAGUGGUGACUCUCGGAUUGGACCCCACUGGAGGGCUGCGUAGCGUCUCCGCCUUGGGCCAGGAAGUGGCUCUGAUGGGCUACAGUGGCAACACAGGUCUCCUCGCCACCAAAGCUGACGAGACUGGAUGGACCACAUUUUACCAGUACGACAGCGAGGGUCGCCUGACCAAUGUGACAUACCCCACGGGCAUGGUGACAAGUCUGCACCGCGAGAUUGAGCGCUCCAUCAACAUUGACAUUGAGAGCUCGAGCAGGGACGACGAUGUCACGGUCAUCACCAACCUGUCCUCUGUGGAAGCCUCGUACACCGUGGUGCAAGACCAGGUGAGAAACAGCUAUCAGCUGUGCAACAACGGCACACUGAGAGUGAUGUACGCCAAUGGGAUGGGCAUCAGUUUCCACACGGAGCCCCACAUCCUGGCAGGUUCUGUCAGUCCAACGAUUGGUCGGAGGAACAUCACCCUGCCAACAGACAACGGCCUCAACUCCAUCGAGUGGCGUCUGCGCAAGGAGCAGACCAAGGGCAAGAUCACCGUGUUCGGAAGGAAACUAAGGGCUCAUGGCCGCAAUCUUCUCUCCAUCGAUUUUGAUCGCAACACCCGCACAGAGAAGAUUUACGACGACCACCGCAAGUUCACGCUGCGCAUCAUGUACGAUGCUCAGGGUCGGCCGGCUAUGUGGCUGCCCAGCAGCAGCCUGGCAGUGGUCAAUGUUUCCUAUUCUACCACCGGACAGCUCGUUGGGCUGCAGAGGGGGAGCAUGAGCGAGAGGACAGAGUUUGACCCCCAGGGGCGCAUCCUGUCCCGUUCUUUUGUGGACGGGAAGGUUUGGAGCUACAGCUACCUCGACAAAUCCAUGGUGCUGCUCCUGCAGAGCCAAAGGCAGUACGUCUUUGAGUUUGACGCCUCGGGUCGUGUCACAGCCGUCACAAUGCCCAGCGUCGCUCGCCACACAAUGUUCACACACGUGUCAGUCGGCUAUAUCCGCAACACAUACAACCCUCCAGAGAGCAACGCCUCCAUCAUCCACGACUUCAGCGAGGACGGCAGACCUCAGGCCACGCAUUACCUGGGCACCGGCCGCCGUGUCCUCUACAAAUACGGCAAGCUGGCGAAGCUGUCAGAGAUCGUGUACGACAGCACUGCUGUCACUUUCGGUUACGAUGAGACGGCAGGUGUGCUGAAGAUGGUCAACCUGCAGAGCGGGGGCUUCUCUUGCACCAUCCGCUAUCGCAAAAUGGGCCCGCUUAUCGACAAACAGAUCUAUCGCUUCAGUGAGGAGGGAAUGGUCAACGCGAGGUUUGACUACACCUACCACGACAACAGCUUCCGCAUCGCCAGCAUGAAGCCAGUCAUCAGUGAGACGCCACUUCCUGUUGACCUGUACCGAUAUGAUGAGAUCUCUGGAAAGGUGGAGCACUUUGGAAAAUUUGGGGUCAUUUACUACGACAUCAAUCAGAUAAUCACCACAGCCGUUAUGACACUGAGUAAGCAUUUCGACACUCAUGGUCGCAUCAAGGAGGUCCAGUACGAGAUCUUCCGUUCCCUUAUGUACUGGAUGACGGUGCAGUACGACAGCAUGGGACGGGUGGUGAAGAGGGAGCUCAAGAUUGGGCCCUAUGCCAACACCACUCAGUACCGCUAUGAUUAUGAUGGAGAUGGACAGCUCAGCGGCGUCAAGGUGAACGACUGGUCUACCUGGCGCUACAGCUACGACCUGAACGGCAACCUCCACCUGCUCAAUCCCGGAAACAGCGCCCGGAUCUUGCCACUCCGCUACGACCUCCGAGACCGCAUUACACGCCUGGGAGACGUCCAGUACCGCCUGGACGAAGACGGCUUCCUCAGCCAGCGCGGUUCAGACAUUUUUGACUAUAACUCCAAAGGUCAGCUCCUGCGGGCCUACAACAGAGGGCCCGGAGGCUGGAGCGUUGUGUAUCACUAUGACGGGCUCGGCCGCAGGGUGUCCACGAGGAACAGCCUGGGGCAGCACCUUCAGUUCUUCUACGCUGACCUCAACCAUCCGACCAGGGUUACGCACAUCUUCAAUCACUCCAGCUCUGACAUCUCAUCACUCUACUAUGACCUGCAGGGUCAUCUGUUUGCCAUGGAGGUGAGCAGCGGGGAGGAAUACUACAUAGCCUCUGACAACACCGGCACACCGCUGGCGGUCUUCAGCAGCAAUGGACAGAUGAUCAAACAGGUGCAGUACACAGCCUACGGCGAAGUGUACCUCGACUCUAACCCGGAGUUCCCGCUGGUGGUGGGUUUCCACGGAGGGCUGUACGACCCCUUGACCAAGCUGGUCCACUUCACCCAGCGAGACUACGACGUCUUGGCAGGACGCUGGACCUCACCUGACUACAGCAUCUGGCCCAAGAUAGGAAAAGACCCGUCUCCGUUUAAUCUGUACAUGUUCAAGAACAACAACCCGCUCAGUGACAUGCUGGAUGUCAAAAACUACGUCACAGAUGUGAAGAGCUGGCUGGUGAUGUUUGGCUUCCAGCUCAGCAACAUAAUCCCUGGGUUCCCUCGACACUCGCUCUAUUUUGUGGAGCCACCGUACGAGCUGCAGGCCACCCAGCACUGUGAGAAUGGACAGCUCAUCACCGGCGUGCAGCAGGCGGCAGAGCGCCACAACCAGGCCUUCAUGGCCCUGGAAGGCCGUCUGCUCAACAAGGAGCGUCGCAGGCGCAAGGACAAACCCGGCCACUGGUUCGGCACCAGCACCCCAAUAAUAGGCCGAGGAGUGAUGCUGGCGCUGAAGGAGGGCCGAGUGGUGGCAGGCGUGUCGGCGCUGGCCAGUGACGACAGCCGCAAAGUGGCUCUGGUGCUCAACGGCGCCCAGUAUCUGGAAGGCACACAUUACACGCAGGAUGGGAAGGACUGUCACUACUUUGUGAAAGUAGGCUCUGCUGACAGCGACCUGUUGGCUCUGGGCCUGACGAACGGGCGCAAGUCACUGGAGAGCGGCAUCAACGUGACGGUGAGCGGCCGGUCGAGGAGAGGAGUGACUGUGGAGUUUGCGGUUCCAUCAUUAGUACUGAGCGUUCGCUACGGCCUCGCUGUGGAUGUGGUGGACGAAGAGAAGGUAAGACUGUUGGAGCUGGCCAGGCAGAGGGCCCUGGCAGGAGGCUGGGCCAAGGAGCAGCAGCGGGCUCGAGAUGGGAAGGGAGGCAGUCGCCUCUGGACGGAAGGGGAGAGACAGCAGCUCCUAACAACAGGGAGAGUACAGGGCUACGAUGGCUACUAUGUACUGCCUGUGGAGCAGUACCCAGAACUGGCUGACAGCAGCAACAACAUCCAGUUUCUCAGACAGAACGAGAUGGGCAAGAGGUAACAGCCCACCUGAACUCACUUGAAGGGCAGACUUUUCCUUCUCUCCCACUCUCACUUCUCGAAAUUCUGUUCCUGUUCCUAUUUUUUUCCCACCCCGCCU
Molecule: messenger RNA, 8337 nt
Organism: Stegastes partitus (bicolor damselfish)
Lineage: Eukaryota; Metazoa; Chordata; Actinopteri; Pomacentridae
Gene: tenm2a
Product: teneurin transmembrane protein 2a
Exons: 42
Coding region: 1-8238 (2745 amino acids)
Biological process (GO): neuron development; signal transduction; heterophilic cell-cell adhesion
Cellular component (GO): neuron projection; membrane
Molecular function (GO): protein homodimerization activity; cell adhesion molecule binding; protein heterodimerization activity
Source: RefSeq, a predicted model, not a curated record